GAAGGAAGGGACAAGUGCCUGAUGGCUUUGGCUCUCAGGCAGAGAUCUUGACAGCCUGCUGGGCCACCUCUCCAAGCUCGCGUCUGCAUAUUAAUGUGCUCCGUCUGCGAUCUGCUGAUAGAUCCAGAUUUCUAAGAAGCAAAGACCUGCUGGCAUGGUGCAGAAACUGGACCAAAAGCUCCCAGUAGCCAACGAGUACCUGUUGCUUUCGGGCGGCGUCCGGGAAGGCGUGGUGGAUCUCGACCUCGACGAGUUAAACGUGUACGCUCGUGGCACGGACUACGACAUGGACUUCACCCUCCUUGUGCCCGCUCUGAAGCUGCAUGACCGAAACCAGCCGGUCACGCUGGACAUGCGGCACUCGGCUUUGUGCCACUCGUGGCUCAGCCUUCGGCUCUUUGACGAGGGCACUAUAAGCAAGUGGAAAGACUGCUGCACGAUCGUGGACCAUAUCAACGGGGCGACCAAUUACUUUUUCUCUCCGACGAAGGUGGCGGACUGGUUCUACGACUCCAUCAGCAUCGUCCUGUCCGAGAUCCAGAAGAAGCCGCAGCGCGGGAUGCCGAAGGUAGAGAAGGUGGAGAAGAACGGGACGAUCAUCUCCAUCAUCUUGGGAGUGGGCAGCAGCCGGAUGCUGUAUGACAUUGUCCCCGUGGUGUCUUUCAAAGGCUGGCCGGCUGUGGCCCAGAGCUGGCUGAUGGAGAACCACUUCUGGGACGGCAAGAUUACGGAGGAGGAAGUCAUCAGUGGGUUUUACCUCGUGCCUGCGUGUUCCUACAAGGGGAAGAAGGACAACGAGUGGAGGCUGUCAUUUGCCAGGAGCGAAGUGCAGCUGAAAAAGUGCAUCUCCAGCAGCCUCAUGCAAGCCUACCAGGCCUGCAAGGCGAUCAUCAUCAAACUCCUCUCCCGGCCCAAAGCCAUCAGUCCGUAUCACCUGCGGAGCAUGAUGCUCUGGGCCUGUGACAGGCUACCUGCCAAUUACUUGGCCCAAGAGGAUUAUGCUGCCCAUUUCUUGCUGGGGCUCAUCGACGACCUGCAGCAUUGCUUGGUCAAUAAGAUGUGCCCCAAUUACUUCAUCCCUCAGUGCAACAUGCUGGAGCACCUCUCCGAGGAGACGGUGAUGCUGCACGCGCGGAAGCUGUCCUCGGUCCGCUCGGAUCCCACCGAACACCUCCGAACUGCCAUCGAGCACGUCAAGGCGGCCAACCGGCUCACGCUCGAGCUCCAGAGGCGAGGCAGCACCACCAGCAUCCCCUCCCCGCAGUCGGACGGCGGGGACUCCAACCAGCCCGACGACCGGUUAGCCAAAAAACUGCAACAGCUAGUGACUGAAAACCCGGGGAAAUCCAUCUCCGUCUUCAUCAACCCAGACGACGUCACGAGGCCUCAUUUCAGAAUCGACGACAAAUUUUUCUGAGCUUUCGCUGGCAUUUUCUUUCUUUUUUUUUAAAGACUUUACAAUGUGUAGGGGUUCUUCCUUUUUUUUUUGGUUGGUUGGUUGGUUUUUUGGUGACUGUCUGGCGUUUUUUACAUAUCCAGCGUAGAUUGGAUCUGUUGAGAACAGUACAAAUAAAUUAUAACUCCUGGUUCUGCAGGACGGUGCAGAUUUUGAAACAGUAUAUUACUAUUUCAUAUGCUGCUUUGGUUCUUGCCCCCCCACCCCCUUCCCAGCCCCCUUUGUUCGUGUGUCGUUUCUAAUGGAGAAUGUGAGCCAUAAACGCACAUGCCCAUGUCUUUGUCUUUCCCCC
Messenger RNA from Alligator sinensis (Chinese alligator), 1748 nucleotides. It is a transcript of the gene MB21D2, whose product is annotated as Mab-21 domain containing 2. The coding region runs from base 155 to 1417 and encodes 420 amino acids. The transcript is spliced from 2 exons. NCBI's taxonomy places the organism in Eukaryota, Metazoa, Chordata, Crocodylia, Alligatoridae. The record is from RefSeq and is a predicted model, not a curated record.